Messenger RNA from Triticum dicoccoides, 1705 nucleotides. RefSeq lists its product as uncharacterized. NCBI's taxonomy places the organism in Eukaryota, Viridiplantae, Streptophyta, Magnoliopsida, Poales, Poaceae. The coding region runs from base 1 to 1182 and encodes 393 amino acids. The record is from RefSeq and is a predicted model, not a curated record. Gene Ontology annotation, biological process: phosphatidylinositol phosphate biosynthetic process; protein localization to plasma membrane. The transcript has 2 exons. Gene Ontology annotation, cellular component: plasma membrane.
AUGGCGGCUGAAGCGAUAGCGCGCCGCCCGCUCAAACCUCCUCCUCCUCCUCCGAUCCAAUCGCCUCCUCCUUCGGCCCUUCCCUUCCAUCGCACCGAACCACACGUCCCGCACGUCGACGACGCCAGCCUCUUCCUCCUCAUCCUCCUGUCCGCACCGCUGCCGACGACGAUGUCGUCGCCACAUGCGAUCCAGAGCCCCAAGGCCGCCGUCGACUCGCUCGUCGCCAUCCUGGGCCGCGCGCUCCCGGACUCCCUCGCCGCGGCCGGCGACCCCGCGGCCGCGCUCCUCCACGACGACGGCGUCGCCCGCGCCGUCACGGGACGCCUCCGCGGCGCCGGCUCGGGCGCCGGCCAGGACGCCCUCUGCGGCUGGCUCUACGGCGCCUUCCAGCCCGGCCUCCCGGCGCUGCAGCUCGCAGUGCUGCGCUUCGUGCCGACGCUCGCGGGCGUGUACAUGUCCCGCGCCGUCUCCCGGAAGCCGCUCGCCGGGUUCGAGGCCGUGCUGCUCACGCUGUACGCGCACGCCGUGGCGCAGCGGGGGUCCGGGGAGGCCGAGACAGUGACGCUGCCCAACAUGAACAAGCCCAGCGUGUACCACGAGGCGAUCAAGCCUACGUCCGCGCCGCCGGCGGCCAAGCCGGGCAAGGCCGACGACUCCGACGUCGCCGAGCUCUCCCCCGCGCUGGAGCCGCACGGCACAAUGCGCGCCACGCGCCGCGGCCGCAUCGUCGGCGCGGUGCUGGAGCUCUACCACUCCAAGAUCGGGCUCAUGCCGCUCUCCUCCAAGAUGGACUUCUGCGAGUUCUGCGUCGCGUGGACGGGGAAGCACCGCAGCGACGACAAGGCCCGGAUCGCGUCCGCCGAGAGCGGCGAGGAGAAGUGGCGGAGGGUGCCUAUGCCGUGGGAGCUGUUCCAGCCGGCGCUCCGGAUCGUGGGGCAUUGCCUGCUGGGCCCGACCAACUCCGACCAGUUGAGGACGCAGGCCGCCCGGGCGUCGCAGUGCCUCUACCUGAGGGCCAUGGAGAUCAUGGACGCGCGCGCCGUGCUGGCCUGCAGGAGCCUCGUCAGGCUGUCGCAGAUGGUGGAGGAGCCGAUCCCGGAGCCGUCCUUCGCCGGCGUCGAGGCCAACAUGGCAGAGCUGGAGACCAUGAGGACCAACAUCCUUAGCGGCAAGAAGUAACCCAUCGAUCGAUCAACACUUGACGAGCAGCAAGCAAGUCGAUUCAUUACUGAUCAGGGCGUGUAAUUCAGGCAUUGCAGGCAAGGCUGUUGAUGUUGUAUAGCGUUUUUGUAAUCUUUUUCGUUUUGCUAAUCAGACAUUCUCAUUUUACUAUGAUGAGAAGAAUCGAAUGGUGAAACAAAUUGCUGAGCACUAGCAGAGAAGUCACUGGCACCUGUGGAUUUUGGUAUAUCUGGGAGAGGGACAGAGAGAAUGCCAAGAACAACAUUCGUUCGUGCAAGCUGCAUUUUACUGCUGUUCUGUUUCCCCUGGACGAAGAGGAAACGGGCACAGGAAGCAAGAUGAUCUCUUCGACAACACGCAUUCAUUUCAGACAAGAGUAGAGACAGAGUAAUCAGAUUCAGGAAACCACACCACCUCUGGGAAUUCAUUCAUUCGGAUGAUCAAACCAAACUGAAUCAUCAAUCAAAAAGCAACAAGCAAGCAAGCUCAGUAACUAGGAAUUCAGACAUUGCAGUUGCAG